Gopherus flavomarginatus (Mexican gopher tortoise) is the source of this 1121-nucleotide messenger RNA. It is a transcript of the gene ROPN1L, whose product is annotated as rhophilin associated tail protein 1 like. The transcript has 6 exons. NCBI's taxonomy places the organism in Eukaryota, Metazoa, Chordata, Testudines, Testudinidae. The coding region runs from base 19 to 789 and encodes 256 amino acids. The record is from RefSeq and is a predicted model, not a curated record.
CAGCACUCACCUGGGGGAAUGCGGAGGGAGCUUCUGGUCUGGUGGGAGACAGGAAUCUCUGCAGUGGACCUCACCUACCUGAGCAGCUGCUGGGGCUUCCAACGUUCUUUCAGAAUCUUGUUGUUGGACCUUACAAGAAUCAUGCCUCUUCCAGACACCAUGUUUUGUGCUCAGCAGAUUAACAUACCCCCUGAUCUCCCAGAUAUUUUGAAACAGUUUACCAAAGCUGCCAUCAGGACUCAACCUCAUGAUGUACUGCAGUGGUCAGCUGGGUAUUUCUCAGCUCUGUCGAAAGGAGAGCCCCUUCCUGUAAAGGACAGGAUUGAAAUGCCAGUAGCAACACAGAAAACAGAUACUGGGCUCACACCAGGCCUCCUUAAAGUUUUGCACAAGCAGCUUUCUCCGAAGGGCCGUGUGAGCAUGAUAGAACUAGAAAAAAAAUGGAAACAUCUGUGUUUGCCAGUGGAGCAGCUGAGAGCCCUUCUACAAUUGGACAACUUCGGUGACGAGGUGGAAUGGUUAAAAGUUCUAGCACUUGGGUGUAGUAUACUUGGUGGGUCCUUAAUGACUUCUGUGAAGUACGCCUGUGAAAUUCUAACAACUGAUCCAGAGGGUGGACCUGCUCGCAUUCCAUUUGAUACAUUCUCAUUUAUUUACACAUACCUGGCCAGUAUAGAUGGUGAGAUACCAGACUACAGAGUUGAAGCUUUCCUCAAUGCUCUUAAGGGACAAGUAGACCAACAGAAUGGCAUGGUGCAGCCCAGAAACUUUCUGACCCAGGCCUCCUAGAUCUGUUCUGACCUGGCCAGCGGGUGAACUACAAUCAGUGUGAUCAUCCUAGGAAGUGUCAUUUUUAUUCAGCAGACCAGAAAAUGGGUUGCAAUAUAAAAGAUGAAAUUCUCAACUCUUCACUUAAGAAGAGGGAACAAUUACUGUGCCCCAUGCAGCUGUUGCUCCCUUUUCUUUCUGUAACUUGUUACAAGAAUUCUCAUCUCUUUCUCUGAUCCUUCUGUCCAUUUUCCAUUCAUAAAGAUCAAGGUGUUAACCUGCACUCCAGUACGAUGAUACUCUGCAUCCCUCCCUCCUCUCCCCACUAAUGACACAGUAAAUGGUUUAAUGUU